CAUUGAACGGCUUUGUUUGUGAAGCUCUCAAUUACUAUCAUCUUCACCAGCAUUGUUUCUUUUGACUCCUCCCUAUACAUACCGCAAAAUCCCUCUUCAAGAAAUGAAGCUUUUCAGCCUUUUCCUUGUUGCCGUCCUCCUUCUACAGGUUUUCACAGAGGCAUUGUCCGUCAGUCACACCACCACUCCUCAGACUCAUCAGGUGGACGGUCGGUCUAAACCUCCAAAAAUUAAUUGCAGCUAUGCAUGCUCGAGAAGAUGUAGCAAGGCAUCAAGAAAGAAUGUUUGCACCAGAACGUGCAAGGCCUGCUGUGCAAGGUGCAACUGUGUUCCACCAGGAACUUAUGGAAACAAGGAACUUUGUCCCUGCUAUGCCAGAUUGAAGACCCGAGGGAACAAGCCCAAGUGCCCUUGAGCCUUGAAUGCUCCCUUUCUGUAUAAUCAUUAGUAAUAAUAAUCAUUGCUUUUCCUGUGUGUGGAAGUAUCAAAGAAUAGCCCCAAAAAAAAAAAAGUAUCAAAGAAUAAAUUGAGAUGAGUGACUGCAUUUUCUUGGCGCUUGGUGGUCAGGGUAACUGUUGAGUAUUGCUUAUUAGAUUUUGACGAUAUAGAACAUGCCCAUAGAAAAAAAAAUUCCAGUGAGAGGUCUCUGUUGUUGUCCAUGAAUGUUUUAUGUAAAUUAGCAAAACUUCCUAUCCUUUAGCUCAGAUAACUCAAAUAAAACUUUAAAGUUAAGGGACCAUAUCGGUUAUCUAA
Messenger RNA from Coffea eugenioides, 753 nucleotides. RefSeq names its product peamaclein-like. NCBI's taxonomy places the organism in Eukaryota, Viridiplantae, Streptophyta, Magnoliopsida, Gentianales, Rubiaceae. The record is from RefSeq and is a predicted model, not a curated record. The coding region runs from base 104 to 415 and encodes 103 amino acids. The transcript is spliced from 4 exons.